AUGGCAUCCACCAAUCUGACACCCUCCAUCCCUUCCACGUUCCUCUUGCAAGGCAUUCCAGGGCUGGAGGCGUACCACAAGUGGCUCUCAGUGCCGGUGUGCACCAUCUAUGUGGUGAUCAUUGCUGGGAACUGCACCAUCCUCCUGGUCAUCGCGACAGAACCAGCCCUGCACAGGCCCAUGUGCUACUUUCUCUGCAUGCUGUCUGCCAUCGACUUGGCCGCCUCUUCCUCAGCCCUGCCCAAGAUGCUCUGCAUCUUCUGGUUCCAAAACGGAGAGAUUCAAGCCAGUGCCUGCCUGGCCCAGAUGUUCUUCAUCCACGCCUUGUGCAUGAUGGAGUCAGCCGUGCUCUUGGCCAUGGCACUAGACCGCUAUGUGGCCAUCUGCUUCCCCCUCAGAUACAAUUCUGUCGUCACUGGGUCACUGGUGGCAAAGAUGGGCAUCGCUGCCGUUGUCCGAGGGACACUGCUGAUGGGUCCCUGCCCUUUCUUGAUCAGAAGGCUGUCCUUCUGUCAGACGAACAUCAUUCAUCACACCUACUGCGAGCACAUGGCCGUGGUGAAGCUGGCCUGCGGGGACACCAGCGUCAACCGUGCGUACGGGCUGUGUGUGGCUCUGUUGGUCAUCGGAGGAGACUUGCUGUUCAUCGGCCUCUCCUACUGCCUGAUCGCCCGUGCCGUUCUGAAGCUCUCUUCCCACGAGGCGAGGAGCAAGGCCUUUGGCACCUGCGGCUCCCACAUCUGCGUCAUCCUCAUCUCUUACAGCCCUGCUCUCUUCUCCUUCUUCACUCACCGCUUUGGUCACCGCGUGGCGCCCCAUGUUCACAUCAUGCUGGCCAACCUCUACCUCCUCUUCCCUCCCAUGCUGAACCCCAUCGUGUACGGAGUGAGGACCAAGGAAAUCCGGGAACGGGUCGUUAGGGUGUUCCUGCCAGGCAGGUUCACUGCCAAGUCCAGGACUGGCUGA
Molecule: messenger RNA, 966 nt
Organism: Eublepharis macularius
Lineage: Eukaryota; Metazoa; Chordata; Lepidosauria; Squamata; Eublepharidae
Product: olfactory receptor 52P1-like
Exons: 1
Coding region: 1-966 (321 amino acids)
Biological process (GO): G protein-coupled receptor signaling pathway
Cellular component (GO): membrane
Molecular function (GO): olfactory receptor activity; G protein-coupled receptor activity
Source: RefSeq, a predicted model, not a curated record